Messenger RNA from Psylliodes chrysocephalus, 683 nucleotides. The record is from the annotation of a GenBank genome assembly. NCBI's taxonomy places the organism in Eukaryota, Metazoa, Arthropoda, Insecta, Coleoptera, Chrysomelidae.
AGACAAAAAACAUAACCUAAACAACAAGCCAAGCGAAACUGACAUCAAUGUUUACAGUUAUUUUAUAAACUAUACAGUUAAUUUAUCCUCUUAAAAAACCAAACGUCCAAUUUAUCAUAGUAAUGGCUGAUUUUUACAUUAGAUAUUACGUUGGUCAUAAGGGUAAGUUUGGACAUGAGUUUUUGGAGUUUGAAUUUCGCCCUGACGGCAAGCUCCGGUAUGCCAACAAUUCCAACUAUAAAAACGAUACGAUGAUCAGAAAAGAAGUUUACGUCCACCAAUGUGUUAUGGAAGAAAUCAAAAGAAUCAUUGUCGACUCGGAAAUAAUGCAGGAAGACGACUUAUUGUGGCCGCCUCCCGACCGCAUUGGAAGGCAAGAACUUGAGAUUGUGAUCAAAGAUGAACACAUUUCUUUUACUACCUCAAAAACUGGUUCUCUAUUAGAUGUGAGUCAGUCCAAGGAUCCAGAAGGUCUUAGGUGUUUUUAUUACUUAGUUCAGGAUCUAAAAUGUCUUGUAUUUUCUUUAAUUGGUUUACAUUUUAAAAUUAAGCCUAUAUAAAUAUUAAGUUUAUUUUGUAUUUAAGGUAAAUGAUUUUGAGUGUUGGAUAAAAUAAAAUUUUCUAAAUUGUAUAAUUUAAUCUUUACCAUUUAACAACUCUUAUAAUAAUAAAAUAGGUGUAUG